AAAAAAACCGCCACGCAGAAUCGAGAAUCGUCCGCGAGUCGAUAGCGCCGAGAAUCGACGCGGAGUCGAGAAUCGCCACGCGACGCCAUCGCUGAAGGAACCGAGCGAGAGACGCAGCACAGAACUCGCAGGAAGACGCCGAUUCGAGACUGACCAAGAUGUCGGAGCAGGAGAACCACGGAAAGCUGUUUGUGGGCGGGCUGCACUUUGGCACGGACGAGCGCUCGCUGCAGGACGUGUUCGGGAAAUACGGCCGCGUGGCACAGGUGCUGUUGCUGAAGGACCGCGAGACUAACAGGUCCCGAGGCUUCGCUUUCGUCACUUUUGAGAAUCCCGACGAUGCCAAAGACGCCGCCAAAGACCUGAACGGAAAAUCCCUGGAUGGCCGCAGCAUCACCGUGGAGCAAGCCACCGGCCGCCCCACCGACUGGGCCGGUAACGGCGGCGGCGGCGGUUACAGCGGAGGAGGCGGCGGCGGUUACAGCGGAGGCGGCGGCGGAUACGGAGGUGGCGGUGGCGGAUACGGGGGAGGAGGCGGCGGAUACGGGGGAGGAGGUGGCGGAUACGGGGACUACAGCCGCUCCCGUGGCAGCAGUGGCGGCGGUGGUGGAUACCGGCGCGGAGGAGGGGACGACGAUCGCAGCCAGGGCUGGAGCCAUGGCAAGAGGAGUUCGUCCGGCUACGUGGAGGGGAGCCCCCCAGCGAAACGCUCGGCAGACGACAGCUCCCGCUCCUCCUCCUCCUACAGGGGAGACGGCUACGAAUCCCGUGGCCGGACUCGAGGGUCGUCGUCCUCGUCCCGGGGGGGGAGGGGCCGUGACGGAGGGGGGGGCAGCUACGAACGCAGCAGCCGCAGAGACGGGGAGCGAUCGUCGCACGGCCACAGCGGCAGCAGCGGCGGCAGUGCCAAGCGCGCCGCAGGCGACGACUACGACAGCAGCUACAGCAACUUCGCUGGGUCUGCAGAGGUCGACCCAAUAGUCAAGGUAGUCGAGAUCCAGGCGGCCUUCGACUGAGCACCACGGGGGGAGCGAGGGGGGGGGGGCAUGGAGCGCAACAAACUCCCCCCCCCCCCCCGGCAUCGCCUUCGCUGGCAGGACCCGUUCCCGGAUCACGUUCCAUGAUCCCGUUCCGUGAUCCCAAUCCUGUUCCGGAUCCCGUUCCAUGAUCCCCGUUCCGUGAUCCCGUUCCAUGAUCCUGUUCCCGGAUCCCAAUCCUGUCCCGUGAUCCUGAUCCGGAUACCGUUCCGUGAUCCCGUUCCGGAUCCCGUUCCGUGAUCCCGUUCCGGAUCCCAAUCCCGUUCAAGUUCCAAUUCCCAAUCCCGUUGGGGAUCCUGUUCCCAUUCACGAUCCCGUUCUGGUUCCGCCCUACUUUGGUAAUGAGAGCGGAUGGUGGUGGUGGUGGUGAGGGUGGUGGCACCACCACCCUCACCACCGUUGUUGUCGUCGUUGUUGUUAUUCGACACACACACAGACACGUACACACACACAGACACGUACACACACACACACACGUACACACACGUACACACACAGACACGUACACACAGACACACACACACACAGACACGUACACACACACAGACACGUACACACACACAGACACGUAUACACUCAGACACGUAGACACAGACACGUACACACAGACACAGACACGUACACACACAGACACGUACACACACAGACAUGUACACACACAGACACAGUACACACACACACAGUACACACACACAGACACGUACACACACACAGACACGUACACACACACAGACACGUACACACAGACACGUACACACACACAGACACGUACAGACACACAUACACGUACAGACACACAGACACGUACACACACACAGUACACACACCCA
This is a messenger RNA of Lethenteron reissneri (Far Eastern brook lamprey), 1867 nucleotides long. RefSeq lists its product as uncharacterized. The record is from RefSeq and is a predicted model, not a curated record. Gene Ontology annotation, molecular function: RNA binding. Lineage: Eukaryota; Metazoa; Chordata; Hyperoartia; Petromyzontiformes; Petromyzontidae.